GAGAAUAAUAAAUAUUGUGAAUGAUUCAUCCAGGAUUAUCCGUUGUUGAUUAUCAAUAAUUCUAUGAAUAAUAUCCAUUAUAUUAGAGUGCUUAUGAUUUUGCAAUAUACCCUCAAUAUCAUUACACCCCUUCACCCAUUAAUUCUGAACUAAACGAGGAUCUUAAUAGGAGGAACAAGAGUAGAAAGAUCAAAAACAAAUAGCCGAAGGAAUUAUUGCCAAAAACUAAAGAUCAAGUUGAAAAACCCAUCGGAUCGAAAGAGGAGAUCAAUUAAUAAAUCAUACAGCCAUAAUAUUAAACUGUGGAUCUCUCAUAGGGACCUCUUCUUCCUAAAUUAUAAUCUCAUUUGACAACAGAGGGACAUAUAAGUAACUCUAAAUAACAGAUUAAAUCAAUAAAAUUAACGAAAAAAUAAAAAUAGGAGAAUAUUAAUAAAGGACAUUGGUCUGCUCUUGAACAUACAACUUAUGUUAAUUUCUUAUCACAAUAUGAGAAUAUUAUGAACUCAUCUUUGAUGAAAAAGACUUCGAAAAUAUUUAAAUAAAUGAGUGAAUUGAUAGGCACUCGAACACCUAGUCAAUGCAGAAGUCAUCAUUAGAAAUUCAAUCCUUAUGCAUUAAGAGGAGAUUAUGGUAAAAGGUUGCCAAGGUCUCAAAGAAGUAGAGCAGGAAGAAAGAAGAAAUUGCUCUUAAAUAAUACUCUAUAAUCUAACCAAUUCAUGGAUAGCGAUUUGUAUAAUUUUAUGUAUGAUAAAUAAAAUUACUACAAUCCAUUCAUAAUUGAUUAUUAAUUAAAUGAAUAAGAAAAUUAUAUAAUAAAUUAAAAUUAAUUGAUUCAAACUUAAAUUGAAUUCGAAGAUUUUUUAAAGCUAAGACAAGAUUAUCAAAAUUAUUUAGAAUAUUGA
This is a messenger RNA of Paramecium tetraurelia, 905 nucleotides long. RefSeq lists its product as uncharacterized. The transcript has 5 exons. Lineage: Eukaryota; Ciliophora; Oligohymenophorea; Peniculida; Parameciidae. The record is from RefSeq and is a predicted model, not a curated record.